GGGCCGCGGCGCCGUCCGUCGCGAUGCGUCCUCGCGCGGUACGUCACGGCGUCGGGGCGGAAGAUGGAGAACCUCCGCGCCGGCGGUUGCUGAGCAGACCCGGACGGAGCGGGAGACUGAGCCCCGCCGCUCCGGCUGUCGCGGGUGCGGAGCCGCCGCCAUGUCGCUGCUGCAGUCGGCGCUUGACUUCCUGGCGGGCCCUGGCUCCCUGGGCGGCGCUGCGGGCCGCGACCAGAGCGACUUCGUGGGGCAGACGGUGGAGCUGGGCGAGCUGCGGCUGCGGGUGCGGCGGGUCCUGGCCGAGGGAGGGUUUGCAUUUGUUUAUGAAGCUCAAGACCUGGGAAGUGGCAGAGAGUACGCAUUAAAGAGGUUACUGUCCAAUGAAGAGGAAAAGAACAGAGCCAUCAUUCAAGAAGUGUGCUUCAUGAAAAAACUUUCUGGCCACCCCAACAUUGUCCAGUUUUGUUCUGCAGCAUCCAUAGGAAAGGAAGAGUCAGACACGGGGCAGGCUGAGUUCCUCCUGCUCACAGAGCUCUGUAAAGGGCAGCUGGUGGAGUUUUUAAAGAAAGUGGAAUCUAAAGGUCCUUUGUCAUGUGACACCAUCCUGAAGAUUUUCUACCAGACAUGCCGCGCGGUGCAGCAUAUGCACAAACAGAAACCACCCAUCAUCCACAGGGACCUCAAGGUUGAAAACUUGUUGCUUAGUAACCAGGGAACCAUUAAGCUGUGUGACUUUGGCAGUGCUACAACCAUCUCACACUACCCUGACUAUAGCUGGAGCGCCCAGAAGCGAGCCCUGGUGGAGGAAGAGAUUACGAGGAAUACAACACCAAUGUAUAGGACGCCAGAGAUCAUAGACUUGUACUCGAACUUCCCGAUCGGCGAGAAGCAGGAUAUCUGGGCCCUGGGCUGCAUCUUGUACCUGCUGUGCUUCCGGCAACAUCCUUUUGAGGAUGGUGCAAAACUUCGAAUUGUCAAUGGGAAGUACUCGAUCCCUCUCAACGACACCCGCUACACCGUCUUCCACGACCUCAUUCGUGCCACGCUGAAGGUCAACCCAGAGGAGCGGCUUUCCAUCUCCGAGGUGGUGCACCAGCUGCAGGAGAUCGCAGCUGCCCGGAACGUGAACCCCAAGGCACCCAUCACCGAGCUCCUGGAGCAGAACGGAGGCUACGGGAACACCGUGUCAUCCCGAGGGCUGCACCCUCCUGUGGGCCCUGCAAGCUGCAGCUACAGUGGAGGCCUGGCUCUGGCAGAAUAUGACCAGCCCUAUGGUGGCUUCCUUGACAUUCUGCGGGGCGGAACGGAGCGGCUCUUCACCAACCUCAAGGACACCUCCUCCAAGGUCAUACAAUCUGUCGCUAACUAUGCCAAGGGUGACCUGGACAUAUCUUACAUCACAUCCAGAAUUGCAGUGAUGUCUUUCCCAGCGGAAGGUGUGGAGUCAGCAAUCAAAAACAACAUAGAAGACGUGCGGUUGUUUCUAGACUCCAAGCACCCGGGACAUUAUGCCGUCUAUAAUCUGUCUACGAGGACAUACCGGCCCUCCAAGUUUCACAACCGGGUCUCCGAAUGCGGCUGGGUAGCCCGGCGGGCCCCACACCUCCACACCUUGUACAACAUUUGCAAGAACAUGCACUCCUGGCUGCGGCAGGACCACAGAAACGUCUGUGUCGUGCACUGCGUGGACGGGAGAGCUGCAUCUGCUGUGGCUGUCUGCUCCUUCCUGUGCUUCUGCCGCCUUUUCAGCACUGCAGAGGCUGCCGUGUACAUGUUCAGUAUGAAGCGCUGCCCGCCGGGCAUCUGGCCUUCCCACAAAAGAUACAUCGAGUACAUGUGUGACAUGGUGGCGGAGGAGCCCAUCACGCCGCACAGCAAGCCCAUCCUGGUGAAGGCUGUGGUCAUGACCCCUGUGCCAUUGUUCAGCAAGCAGAGGAAUGGCUGCAGGCCCUUCUGCGAGGUCUACGUGGGGGAUGAGCGUGUGGCCACCACGUCCCAGGAGUAUGACAAGAUGAAGGAUUUUAAAACCGAGGAUGGUAAGGCGGUCAUUCCCUUGGGUGUCACGGUGCAGGGAGAUGUGCUCAUUGUCAUCUAUCAUGCGAGGUCCACCCUGGGUGGAAGGCUACAGGCCAAGAUGGCGUCCAUGAAGAUGUUCCAGGUUCAGUUCCACACGGGGUUUGUGCCUCGCAACGCGACCACAGUGAAAUUUGCAAAGUAUGACCUGGACGCGUGCGACAUUCAGGAGAAGUACCCAGAUUUAUUUCAAGUGAACUUGGAGGUGGAAGUGGAGCCUAGGGACAGGCCGAGCCGUGAGGCUCCACCGUGGGAAAACUCGAGCAUGCGGGGACUGAACCCCAAAAUCCUUUUUUCCAGCCGAGAGGAGCAGCAAGACAUUCUGUCUAAGUUUGGGAAGCCAGAGCUCCCCCGGCAGCCCGGCUCCACAGCACAGUAUGACGCUGGAGCAGGCUCUCCAGACACCGAGCCCACGGACUCGGACUCGCCGCAGAGCAGCACAGAUGCCCGCUGCUUCCUGCAUACACUAGAUUGGCAGGAGGAGAAAGAAUCUGAGGCCGGUGCAGAAAACCCCUCCAAGGAGAGUGAGUCUGUCUUGAUCGAGGACAGAGAGGACAGUGAUGCAUCAGAGGAAGAGUCACCAAUCUCCAGUGAGGGCCAGGAGCCAGGGGCCGAGGAGGACAGGGUGGGCCUGGCAGCCAGGACGAGCCAGCAGGACUUGGUGCAGGAUGUGGGGACGGUGGCCACACCAGAGCCCACACAAGAAGAUAGCGUCGACCUCCUGGGGCUGCACUCAGAGGCGGAUACAGGGCUGGUGCCCCCCUCACAGGCCUGCGGGGCCGCCUCCAGCAACACUGACCUGCUCAGCCGCCUCCUUGGGUCCCCUGAGGCUGUUCCUGAAGGACCCCCAGACGAUCUGCUCAGCAGCGAGACCCCACUACUCCUGGCAGGCCCAGCUGCUGCCCCGAGUACACACAGCACCCCGCGAGGGGAACCCCCUGCCCCGGUUGACCCCUUCGACCCGCUGCUGCUGUCCUCAGACUCCAACACCCAGCCCUGCUCCAAGCCUGAUCCCUUUGGCGAGUUUCUCCAUUCAGACUCUGGGGCCACCCUGCCUGUCUUCCCAUCCACCCACAGCGCCCCGCCCCCAUCCUGUGGUGCGGACUUCCUGCACUUGGGGGAUCUGCCAGUGGAGCCUGGCAAGGUGACAACCUCUUCCAGCCACCCAGAUCUGCUGGGAGGAUGGGAUGCCUGGGCAGAGCCUGCCACACCCAGGCCAGCACCCAUGGUGGCUGCUGAAGGCCGCAUUUUCCCUCCAGGAGGUCAGCCAGCCCCUUCCGGCCCUCAGCCCAGCUGGACCAAGUCUCAGAGCCUGGACCCAUUUGCCAACCUCGGCGACCUCAGUGACCUCAGCUCCAGCCUCCAAGGCUCACCAGCCGGAUUCCCUCCUGGGGCCUUCAUCCCCAAGACGGCCCCUGCCUCCAAGGACAGUGGGUCCUGGCAGCCAAGUCGGCCACCGACCCAGGGCACUUCACGACCCCCCCAGGCCAAGCUGCCCCCCAAAGCCUGUGCACAAUCAAGGCCUAGCUAUGCCUCUGGCUUCAGUGUGAUUGGGGGGCGAGAGGAGAGAGGCAUUCGUGCACCCAGCUUUGCUCAAAAGCCGAAAGUCUCAGAGAACGACUUUGAAGAUCUCCUGUCCAACCAUGGCUUCUCCUCCAAGCCUGACAAGAAGGGGCCCAAGACCAUCGCAGAGAUGAGAAAGCAAGACCUGGCAAGAGACACGGACCCACUCAAGCUCAAGCUCCUGGACUGGAUUGAGGGCAAGGAGAGGAACAUCCGCGCCCUGCUGUCCACACUGCACACGGUGCUGUGGGAUGGGGAGAGCCGCUGGACACCUGUGGGCAUGGCUGACCUGGUGACCCCAGCUCAGGUGAAGAAGCACUACCGCCGCGCCGUGCUGGUUGUACACCCCGACAAGGCCACGGGACAGCCGUACGAACACUAUGCCAAGAUGAUCUUCAUGGAGCUGAAUGAUGCCUGGUCCGAGUUCGAGAACCAGGGUUCCCGACCCCUCUUCUAGGCCCACGGCAUCAUGACCACGAGCAGCUCUGGAGCCCGGUGAUGGCUGCCAGGUCCCAACCAUGAGGCCUGUGGCUGCAGCAGGCAUGGGUGUGGGUUGGGCUCAAGUGCCCGCCGCCCCACACCCACUGUCCUGUCAUUCCACGGCACAGGAGAAAGCAUUCCAAAGCUUCUGGUUUCUGUUGUUUUUCUUUCUUGUCCCAAAGGAACAGUGUUGGUUCAGGCCCCUGUGUCACAGCCUGUGAUUUACUCUGGUGUCAGAGCCCACUCUUCUCUGAAUGUGAAGGUGUGUUCCCUCGCACUUUGUAAUCAGCUGCCGAUCGUCUGUACAUAUUAAACUAUUUUCUGAUGA
Messenger RNA from Carlito syrichta (Philippine tarsier), 4444 nucleotides. It is a transcript of the gene GAK, whose product is annotated as cyclin G associated kinase. The record is from RefSeq and is a predicted model, not a curated record. Bases 161 to 4093 code for a protein of 1310 amino acids. Gene Ontology annotation, cellular component: cytoplasm. Gene Ontology annotation, biological process: regulation of clathrin-dependent endocytosis; positive regulation of Notch signaling pathway; protein phosphorylation. NCBI's taxonomy places the organism in Eukaryota, Metazoa, Chordata, Mammalia, Primates, Tarsiidae. The transcript is spliced from 28 exons. Gene Ontology annotation, molecular function: ATP binding; AP-2 adaptor complex binding; protein serine/threonine kinase activity.